CUGCUUUGAGGAGGAGCCAGAGGCUGGGCAUGGGGUGUUUGGUGCCUCACUCUCCCCACUUGUAGGGAACCUCUCUCCAUUCACAGGUAACUGGACUGGAAGACUGGCCAGGGAACAAGGCCAUCCUGUCGCUCCUCCUCCUGCUGCCUAUCUCUUCUCUCCUGUCUCUCUUUCAAGGCAACGUCAGCCGUGCCAGCCUGGCUGCAGAGCAUCUUGACAACUGGAAGCAUCUGCUUGGCCUCCCUGUCUACUCCAGGCCACCCCAUUAGCUGCUCAACCAUCCCUGGCCAUUGGGACCUCUUCUGAUGGCUGUGGCCUCUGCUGCCCCAGGGAGCAUCUCCUCUAAGCAGCUCCUCUUCUCUCUCCUGGUUUUGGUAUUAUUUUGCGAUGCCUGUCAAAAAAUUUCUCUUCAAGUUCCCUCUCAUCUUAAGGCCGAAACUCCUGUAGGCAAAGUGAAUCUGGAAGAGUGCCUCAAGUCACCCAGCCUGAUCCUGUCCAGUGACCCAGCUUUCAGAAUUCUUGAUGACGGCACAAUUUAUACAACUCGCGACCUGCUUUUGCCUUCUGAACCGAAGAGGUUCUCCAUCUUCCUCUCAGACAGUCAGAGACUCCCGCAAAAGGAGAUAGAAGUUGUCCUGUCAGCAAGAGAAACAAAGGUUUUUAGGAAGAGACACACCGAAGACACAGUGCUCAAUCGCAGCAAGAGAAGAUGGGCUCCUAUUCCGUGUUCACUGAUGGAGAACUCAUUAGGCCCAUUUCCACUACACGUUCAGCAGAUCCAAUCUGAUGCUGCCCAGAAUUACACCAUCUUUUACUCCAUUAGUGGACCAGGAGUAGACAAAGAACCUUUCAAUUUAUUCUACAUAGAGAAAGACACUGGGGACAUCUAUUGUACCCGAAGCAUUGACCGUGAGGAGUAUGACCAAUUUUUGGUCUAUGGAUAUGCAACGACGGCUGAUGGCUACGCCCCAGACUACCCUCUCCCCUUGCUGUUCAAGGUUGAAGAUGACAAUGACAACGCCCCAUAUUUUGAAACCAAACUGACAGUUUUUAGUGUGCCUGAAAAUUGCCGAAUUGGAACUUCAGUGGGACAAGUGACUGCCAUAGACAAUGAUGAGCCCGGAACCCUACAUACUCGUCUGAAAUACAAAAUCCUGCAACAAAUCCCGGAUCACCCAAGGCACUUCUCCAUACACCCAGACACCGGUGUGAUUACUACCACCUCCCCUUUACUGGACAGAGAGAAAUGUGAUACUUACAAGCUGGUGAUGGAAGUUCGAGACAUGGGGGGCCAGCCCUUUGGUCUAUUCACUACAGGGACGAUCACAAUCUCACUGGAGGAUGAGAAUGACAACUCGCCAUAUUUCACCCAAACUUCUUAUACUACAGAAGUAGAAGAAAACAGAAUUGACGUUGAGAUUCUAAGAAUGAAGGUGCACGAUCAAGAUUUGCCCAACACUCCUCACUCAAGGGCCGUAUACACAAUUCUCCAAGGCAAUGAAAAUGGGUACUUCAAAAUCACAACCGAUCCGAAUACAAAUGAAGGAGUCUUGUGUGUUGUCAAGCCACUCAACUAUGAAGCCAAUCGUCAGGUCAUUCUGCAAAUUGGUGUCCUUAAUGAAGGUCAGUUCUCUAAAGCUGCCAAUGGACAAACCCCCACAAUGUGCACCACAACUGUCACAGUGAAAAUUAGAGACAGCGACGAGGGCCCCGAGUGCCAGCCACCCGUCAAAAUCAUUCAGAGCAAAGAUGGACUGCCAGCCGGUCAAGAGCUCUUGGGCUACAAAGCCAAGGACCCAGAAACAAGCAGUUCUGAAGGCAUAAGGUAUCAGAAGGUGGGAGAUGAAGAUAACUGGUUUGAAAUUAACGAAAGCACUGGAGACUUGAAAACCCUAAAAGUACUAGACAGAGAGUCAAAGUUUGUGAAAAACAACCAAUACAAUAUUUCAGUAGUGGCGAUGGACGCAAUUGGCCGGUCCUGCACAGGAACACUGGUAGUUCUUCUGGAGGAUUUUAAUGACCACGCACCUCAGAUUGACAGAGACCUGACCAUUUGUCAGCAGGAUAAGGACUAUGCUAUUCUGGAACCAAUUGACCUGGAUGGACCUGACAAUGGCCCUCCUUUUCAGUUCCUUUUGGAUAAUUCUGCCAGCAAACUUUGGACUCUGGAACCACAAGAUGGUAAACGUGCCAUUCUUCGUCAACGACACAAUCUCAAUUAUAACUACUAUUCUGUGCCAAUCCAAAUACAAGAUAGACAUGGUUUCUCAUCAAAACAUAUGUUAUCAGUGAGAGUAUGUGACUGUACAGUUCAGUCCGAAUGCAGAAUGAGUUCUAAGGAGGAAAGGGAUGCUAAACCAAAUGUAGUCCUUGGGAAAUGGGCCAUUCUCGCCAUGGUCCUUGGCUCUGCAUUGCUACUGUGUAUUCUGUUUACAUGCUUUUGUGUGACAACUACUACUAAGAGAACAGUAAAGAAAUGCUUCCCAGAUGAUGUAGCCCAGCAAAAUUUAAUUGUAUCAAACACCGAAGGACCAGGAGAGGAAGUGACGGAGGCAAAUAUUAGACUCCCGACACAGGCAUCUAACAUCUGUGAAACAAGCACAUCUGUUGGGAAUCUUGGUGGCCAAGGAAUCAAGACACAGCAAAGCUUUGAGAUGGUAAAAGGAGGCUAUACUUUGGAGUCCAAUAAAGGAGGUGGUCAUCACACAUUGGAGUCCAGCAAGGGAGGCGUUCUGGGAGCAGCAGACACUGGCCGAUACACAUACACAGACUGGCAAAGUUUCACUCAACCCCGGCUUGGUGAGAAGGUGUAUCUGUGCGGACAAGAUGAGGAACACAAGCAUUGCGAAGACUACGUUCGUUCGUAUAACUAUGAAGGCAAAGGCUCCAUGGCUGGCUCUGUCGGCUGUUGCAGUGAUCGGCAGGAGGAGGAAGGGCUGGAGUUUUUAGAUCACUUGGAACCAAAAUUUAGGACAUUAGCAAAGACAUGUGUGCAGAAAUAAAUGUCUGGUUAAUAGAGAGACACCUGCAAAUGAAUAUAGAGGCAUCACAGGAUGUAAAAGGAUAGCAGCUUGUACUAGUGAAUUUGCUUAUUGAAGGUGAAGUCAUUUGUAGAUAAGGGUGCUUUCCCAAUCACAGCUCUCCAAAUUCUCCUUGUCUCCUGAACUUCCGUGUUGUCUAGACAGGAAGCUGUCAGUGUUCCUUUUCUUUCAGUGCAUGUAUACAUUGCCCUCUCAGGCCUGGACGGUGUCUGCCACUGAAACUGGUCAUUUUUGAAACUUGAGCUUUUGCACACUAUGAAAGUCUCCACGGUGCAGUUGGGUAUUGUGGAAGCUUAAAACAUGAAUCUGCUUUGUGUAUAUACAAAUUAAACAUUUUCUUCAAAUAUGGGAGGGGGAGAAUUCUGCUUCUAAAAUACUUUUUUUCAGGCCAAGAUAUUGUUUUCUCUCUCCCCGAGUAGCUUCAAAUAGAUUUUUCAGUAUUGCUAGGUGUAGCCUUUCGUGUGUCUAAACAAGCUUGAUUCUUGGUACACUUUUCACUCCUCUGAGGAGUGAAGGCUUCACCCAGAAGCCUUCAAAGCUUAGUCCUCGGAUCUCUGCCCAUGCGGCUGUGUUACCAUCAGACUCCUGGAGCUUCUGUUGGAAUGACACAGGUCAGAACAUUAGGCUCACAGAGAUUGGCUAUGGAUCCAUGAAAACACUGGAAUCCUGAUCUCCAUAGGCUGUCUUAGGCUUACAGAUAUAUUUUGCUUGUCCAACAUAAUGUGGCAUUACUUUACAUUUACAGAUAUAUACAUAUAUAUAUGUAUACAUGUAUAUAUCUGAUAUAUAUAUAUAUAUAUAUAUAUAUAUAUACAUAUAUAUAUGCUUCUUAACUUGAUACUCAUUCACUGUUUCAGUGGCUUUCAACUGGUCUUUGUCUUCAAGCCUUUUUCCAAACACCCUUAAAGCUGUAACUGGCACAAGGUUUAUCACUUUCCGUGUGUCAACACUGAGUUAAUGUCCAUACUGGAACUUGAUACUCAGUCUACCUUGGUAAUUACUCAAAGAAAAGCUGGAAGACCAGAAAUAAUUUUGGGUAGAUAUGCAUCAAAAAUUUUGAUUCAUUGCAGCAACACUUGCUAAAUAUUACGGAAUUGUGAAUUCAUAAAUAUUUUAAUGUGAGUAAAAAAAGAAGAUACAAUAUUUUAAUGUUUAAUCUAUAAAGAACUAUAUAUUAAAAUGACAUUUUAUUAGUUGUUUGUGGGAAACUACAGAUAUGUGUCAAGUUACAUCUCAUGGAAACUUUACAUUUAAACUAAACUGACUUUCUUAAUCCAUUAUUUUCCAUCUAUUGGCAAAACAGAUUUCUGUUUCACCUAGGUUUUGUAACUAGUCCUAUUGUCUCAGUCAGAAAAGUUGUUUUUUUAUUGUGAAAUUGGAUACAGGAAUAAAAUGAAAUAUGGAUUUAAUAAGCCAGAUUUGAUUUUGUAAAUUUCCCAUAAUAUAUUAUUUUUACGGUCAUUGUAAGAUAAUUUGGGGUGGUGAUAUUAUUUUUACUUUUGGAAGUAAAUGUCACUACGACAAUGUAGAGUUUGACAUUUUAGGAUCUAAUAGUACUAAUUUGGAAAUGCAUGAAAUGCCACAGUAAAUUAUAUUCUAUAGGAUAUUCUAUGAGCAGUUACAAUUAUUAGCUUAGCAAUAACUUAUAAGUGUUGUUUGUCUUAAUCUUACUCUUAUGCUUACUGAAUUAUAGAUGACAAAAUUUAUGCCUAAAUUAAAGAGCACAAUUGAUAUCCAUAGUGGAUCUCAUUCAUCAAGAGAAGGCUCCCCAAGGUUUCAGAAGAGUUAUUAGAAAAUGUGGAAAAUUCAGCCGGGCGUUGGUGGCACACACCUUUUUGAAUCCCAGCACUUGGGAGGCAGAGGCAGGCGGAUCUCUGUGAAUUCGAAGCCAGCCUGGUCUACAGAGUGAGUUCCAGGACAGCCUCCAAAACAAUAUAGAGAAACCCUGUCUCCAAAAACAAAACAAAAACAACAACAACAACAAAAAGACAAUGUGGGAAAUUCAUCUGUAUUAAGAAGUUUUAGCUAUUUUAAAUAUUUUCAAGGCAUUAUUAAAAUUUAUCUCAGAGGAAUUAUAUUUAUUGUUGAAUUUAUUUAGGCAACUCCAAGUAAUAAUGUUUUUGCACCAAAAUUUAAAUAUUGGUUGUAUGAUGAAUUACAACUAUGAAACCCUACCAGAUUGCAAAUUUAGUUUGCUAAUAAAGUACUGUAUUUCAUACAA
Molecule: messenger RNA, 5262 nt
Organism: Mesocricetus auratus (golden hamster)
Lineage: Eukaryota; Metazoa; Chordata; Mammalia; Rodentia; Cricetidae
Gene: Dsc1
Product: desmocollin 1
Exons: 16
Coding region: 306-3002 (898 amino acids)
Biological process (GO): homophilic cell-cell adhesion
Cellular component (GO): desmosome; plasma membrane
Molecular function (GO): calcium ion binding
Source: RefSeq, a predicted model, not a curated record